UACAAUGUAUUUCAUUAUUUAUAAUAUACUAUUACCAUUGGCUUUGUUAAGCUUCGCAAAAGCGUCGCUCCAGCUAGAAUGGCCAUCACCAAUUUCCACACAGUCGCCAGCAUUUCCAGAGCUGAUAGACGCUACAUUGACUGAUCUAUCACGCGGCAUGCAAAAGCAGCUCUUCAAUAGUGUUGAUUUAACCAAGGUACGAUACGAAUACUCUUGUUCUAUUCCUAAAGCUAACACUGUAACUAGGCAUAUAUUACUCGAAUAGAAGAAGUCAACGCGGACCUAAAUGUCGUUACAGAAGUAAAUCCCGAUGCUUUAGAAAUUGCGGCUGCUUUGGAUAAUGAGCGUGGGCACGGGCAUAUUCGCGGUCCGUUACACGGGAUUCCAAUUCUCAUUAAGGAUAACAUUGGUACCAAGGACAAAAUGAACAACACCGCUGGCUCCAUAUUGCUUCGUGGCGCACAGGUUCCUCGAGAUGCUACAGCCGUAGCAAAGUUACGCGAUGCCGGUGCCAUUAUCCUCGGUAAAACAAAUAUGGGAGAGUGGGCAGAAGGUCGCUCAUCAAACGCAACAAGUGGAUGGUCCUCGCAUGGUGGCCAAACGUACGCCGCCUAUUGCCAAAAACAGAGUCCUGGAGGAAGCUCCAGUGGAAGCGGCGUAGCAGUUGACCUUGGGCUCUCUUUUGCAGCCUUGGGAACUGAGACGGCCGGCUCUAUCAUAUUUCCUUCUCACAAGAACGGUAUUGUGGGAAUCAAACCGACGGUUGGACUUACAUCACGACACAUGGUAGUACCUCUAAACGAAUACCAAGAUACAGUUGGACCCAUGACAAGAACCGUACAAGACGCUGCUAUAAUUCUGCAGAUUAUUGCCGGCCACGACACACGCGAUAACUAUACAUCUGCCAUUCCCGAAAUCCCCGAUUACCUUGCGGCUUGCAAGAAAGGCGCACUUCGCGGUGCCCGAAUCGGUGUCCCGUGGAAUGUAUUGGUUGACAACCAGCGUCCGUUAGAUGAGGAAAUGGACAUGUUCAGGCUUGCAUUAAAAGACAUGGAGAAUGAGGGCGCUACUAUUGUCGAUGCAAACUUCACCUCCGGAUUGGACGUCUUCAACGCUGAUGCCCUCCGCGUUGCUAUCCUAGCAAGCAUCAACACCGGCCUGAGUCGAUACUUGGCUGAGCUCACGCACAAUCCAAAUGGUAUCAAGACCCUUGAAGACAUCUCGCAACAGACUAAGCAGCAUCCCAUGACCCGCUACCCUCGCCACAAUACCCUCAUCUUUGAUAUCGCUUCGGAGCAGGGUAUUAACACGACUCACAGCGCCUUCUGGCCAGCGAGACAGGAGGUUUUGCGUCUAGCCGGUGAAGAGGGCCUCUUCGGUGCCUUGGAUAGAUUCAAUCUCGAUGCAGUGGUCUUACCGUCUGCUGUUUCUUCGUCCUUCCCGGCCUAUCUUGGCUCGCCUGUCAUCAGCGUGCCAAUGGGUCACUAUCACGAAUCAACGCCGGAAGCAUGGGACAUGUCAGGUGAGCUUGUGCUCUACGGUCCUAACGUUCCUGUAGGUCUCAGCUUCCUAGGGCGAAAAUGGGAUGAGUCCAAAUUGAUUGGUCUCGCCUACUCGUAUGAACAGAAAACGAAGGUCCGGGAUAGUAAAGUUCCGCGGGUAAUCCAGCCGAAGUCGGAGGUUCACAUCUCUCGCCAAUUCUUGGCUAAGCCAGAGUGA
This is a messenger RNA of [Torrubiella] hemipterigena, 1719 nucleotides long. The record is from the annotation of a GenBank genome assembly. Lineage: Eukaryota; Fungi; Ascomycota; Sordariomycetes; Hypocreales; Clavicipitaceae.